This is a messenger RNA of Staurois parvus, 303 nucleotides long. Lineage: Eukaryota; Metazoa; Chordata; Amphibia; Anura; Ranidae. The record is from the annotation of a GenBank genome assembly.
UGCCCAUCAGUGCCACAUAUCAGUGCCAGUCAGUGCCACCUAUCAGUGCUGCCAAUCAGUGCCGCCUAUGAGUGCCCAUCAGUGCCACCUACCAGGGACAUCUACACUGAUCAUCAGUGUAGACCCAGCAGUGCCACAUAUCAGUGCCCAUCUGAACUGCCUUUCAGUGUUACUUACCAGUGCCAGUCAGUGCCGCCUAUCAGUGCCAUAUAUGAGUGCUGCCUUUCAGUUCCCAUCAGUGAUGCCUGUCAACGCCCAUCAGUGCCACCUACCAGUGUAGCUUAUCAGUGCAAUUUUUUUUAA